Ilex paraguariensis (yerba mate) is the source of this 492-nucleotide messenger RNA. The record is from the annotation of a GenBank genome assembly. Lineage: Eukaryota; Viridiplantae; Streptophyta; Magnoliopsida; Aquifoliales; Aquifoliaceae.
GUGUGCGAGGUUUAAACUGCAGGGAGAGACUAAAGCUCUUUUAUUGGUGGAAGAAGAUUGGAAAAUGGAGUUGAAUUGGGAUUCAUAUUGUUCAUCGUAUAGUGAGGAAAAUGAUGUGGACACUGGUGGCAGGGGAGAUGCAGCCGAAAACCAGGCUUGAAAAACUACUUAAUGGGGUCCAAUCUUCACUUCAAGACUCAUUUACCUUUCAUUGGAAACUACCUUGAAUACCCUCACAACUAUGUGUAGUUAUGUGUUUUGAACCUUUUGCAGAUUUCUCAUUAUUACCCCAGAUUAACCAGCUAUUCUCCUAGCACUAAUGUUUUUGGUUACUUGAAUGAUUUGGGAUCUUCACAGGAUCAUCUUUCAUGGGCAUAGAAUACCAAUUUUGAAUGUGGUUUUGGGGCAAGUGCCAUAAGGUUAUUUAGGCAGGAUUUGGAUCUCCCUCAUUCAGUGUAUGUUUUUCAAAUUUUGUAAACAGUAUUAUCAGUC